Fukomys damarensis (Damara mole-rat) is the source of this 2296-nucleotide messenger RNA. RefSeq names its product HtrA serine peptidase 3 (gene Htra3). Gene Ontology annotation, molecular function: serine-type endopeptidase activity; protein binding. The transcript has 8 exons. Gene Ontology annotation, biological process: proteolysis. The record is from RefSeq and is a predicted model, not a curated record. NCBI's taxonomy places the organism in Eukaryota, Metazoa, Chordata, Mammalia, Rodentia, Bathyergidae. The coding region runs from base 26 to 1030 and encodes 334 amino acids.
UUCAGGUCCCAGGGCUCAGUCCCUCAUGCGCCUGGUUCUUCCGGCCAGCGCAGGUCUCCGCCAGCUGAGCAGCCCACGGUACAAGUUCAACUUCAUCGCUGACGUGGUGGAGAAGAUUGCGCCUGCCGUGGUCCACAUUGAGCUCUUCCUGAGACACCCCCUGUUUGGCCGCAACGUGCCCCGGACCAGCGGCUCUGGCUUCAUCGUGUCGGAGGCUGGCCUAAUCGUCACGAACGCCCACGUGGUAUCCAGCACCAAUGCCGUCGCGGGCCGGCAGCAGCUCAAGGUGCAGCUGCAGAGCGGAGACUCCUACGAGGCCACCAUCCAGGACAUCGACAAGAAGGCCGACAUUGCCACCAUCAGGAUCCAGCCCAAGAAAAAGCUGCCCGUGCUGCUGCUGGGCAACUCGGCGGACCUGCGGCCCGGGGAGUUCGUGGUGGCUAUCGGCAGCCCUUUUGCCCUGCAGAACACGGUGACCACAGGCAUCGUCAGCAGCGCCCAGCGGGAUGGGCGGGAGCUGGGCCUGCGGGACUCGGACAUGGACUACAUCCAGACGGAUGCCAUCAUCAAUUAUGGGAACUCCGGGGGACCCCUGGUGAAUCUGGACGGCGAGGUCAUCGGCAUCAACACCCUCAAGGUCACCGCCGGCAUCUCCUUCGCCAUCCCCUCAGACCGCAUCACGCGCUUCCUGUCUGAGUUCCAGGAUAAGCACAGCAAAGACUGGAAGAAGCGCUUCAUCGGCAUCCGCAUGCGGACCAUCACGCCCAGCUUAGUGGAAGAGCUGAAGGCCAGCAACCCGGACUUCCCGGCAGUCGGCAGUGGCAUUUACGUGCAGGAGGUCUUUCCCAACUCGCCUUCACAAAGAGGCGGCAUCCAAGAUGGCGACAUCAUCGUCAAGGUCAACGGGCGCCCCCUGGUGGACUCCAGUGAGCUGCAGGAGGCGGUCUUGACCGAGUCCCCACUGCUGCUGGAGGUGCGGAGGGGCAAUGACGACCUCCUUUUCAGCAUAGCGCCCGAAGUGGUCCUGUGAGGCCCUUCCCCGUCCAGUGCCGGGCACCAGAGCCAGAGCCGAAGACAGCAGGCAGAGGGCCACCGCCCCGGGAUCAGGACGAAGGGCCCUGUGGUCCUCAGCAGGCCAGCAGCCCCCACCCCAUGUCCAGGAGCGCAGCUGGAGGCAGCUCGGAACCUCGGCCUUGGUCCUGAAGCCCAGCCCAGUGACGGAAGCUGCCGACCCAAGCACAGGUGUUCCUGGCAUCACCCCUGGGUUCUCCGGACCCGGAAAGGCUCCUGCCACUCCUACAGCCCACCUCGCGCCUCUCCUUCGGAUCCUGGCUCCCCAUGAGCAUCAUUGCCUUGAGGCCACCUGGUGUCUCCCUGCUGCAACAAGGGCAGGGAGCCGCCACAGCGUGUGACAGGGGCUGCCGCCCUCCAGCGGGUCCCCAGGCAGGUGCACAGCUGGCCCUGGAGGAGCUGGACCUGACGCCUGCUCAGGUGCCCAGUGAGCCUCCCACUGCCAAGCCAUGCCCCACACUGGCCUUAGGACACAGCCUCCUGGGGGACAGGAAGUGACAGGUGCACAGCCUGGCGGCCUGGAGGCGCCAUCCUCCAAGGUGACCAGGGUAGAGGGACAGGUGCUGGCAUGACCGGUGCAAGGACUGAGCUGGCUCUACCUCCCCACACGGCCCGGGGUACAGCAGACAGCCACCCGAAGCCAGCGGGCUCCCUGGGGCCCUGGCGUGGGACUUCAGGUACACACGUGAGCUUCGAGGCCCUGACCUACCAGGCUGCACUGUAUGUUCUCUACUGUACGGAAUUAAAGUUUACAAGUGCAUGGUGCUUGGCUUCUGGGCGGCCCGUGCCCCACUGGGUUAUUCCCAGGGCCCCCAUCUGGCAUAUUGUGGGGGACACUAGCUGAGACAUGGCUGUGCCUCUGUGUUUCCAUGACAGCGGCGCAUCUGUGCACACGCCGGUCCCCAGGGCCACCCGGUGCUGCAGAUUUGACUUCGAGUCAGGCACUAAAGUCUCAGCUCUUGGCUCACUUCUUGCUCUGGGGCCUUGGGCCAGUGGUGCCCCUCAUCCUCCUGCAGCUGUCCCUGUACUGGUGCUGCAGCCCCUGGCUACUUUAAGACCUCAGGCCUGAGGGCUCACCCUCCACCCCUCACUGUAGCCCACCCCACAGUGGGGAAACUGAGGCAGGGAGAUUAAAACAGGCUGUCCAAGGACACAGCCCAGGAGGCUGGAAGCGGGACAUCAGGGCAUUCUGCUUACCCCCUGCGUGACUGGGCAUUCGGACCCA